AUGCCUGAAGUUUAUGCCGCACCACCUGACUAUGCCUUCCCACGCGAAUUCAAAGGUUACGGCGAGAAGGGACUUCAGGGGUUAAAAUGGCCCAACAAUGCCAAGGUUGCCGUAUCUUUCGUCAUUAACUAUGAGGAGGGCGGCGAACGCUCUGUGAUGAAAGGCGAUGGAGUUUCCGAGAUCAACCUUCGUGAAUAUCCAGCGCAACACAGAAUAAACGAACGAGACUACAGCGGCGAAUCAGAAUUCGAAUAUGGUUCCCGUCGUGGAUGGUGGCGUAUCUUCAAGCUGUUCAACGAUUACAAGAUGAAGUUUACCCUCUACGCUGUCGGCUCAGCCGUAGAAGAACAACCAGAGGCUGUCAUCCGAAGCGUGGAAGAAGGCCAUGAUAUCGCUUCUCAUGCUUACCGCUGGAUAGACCAUGCCAACCUCUCUGUGGAGGCUGAGAAACAGCACAUCAGAGAUGGUAUCACGUCAUUGAAAAAGCUUGCUGGCUACGCACCAAAGGGAUGGUACUAUGGUCGUCCAUCACCACAGAGCAGAGCUCUGAUUCCGCUCGUAUAUGAGGAGAUGGGCGAAGAACUUCUAUGGGCUAGCGACACAUACGCCGAUGAUCUUCCUUACUGGACUGACCUGCCUCACGAGCGUGGUAGCGCAAACCCCAAAGGUUGUUUGAUGGUUCCCUACAGCUACGACUGUAACGACUUCAAAUUUCACUGCCAAGGAACUGGCUUCCGCAGCUCGGGAGCUUUCUACGAGCACUUGAAGAAUGCUUUCGAUGUGCUGUAUGAGGAGGGCGAAGCGGGUGAGCCAAAGAUGAUGACUAUCGGGUUACAUUGCCGCAUCAUUGGCAGGCCAGGAAGGUUCAAGGCGCUUCAAGACUUUGUGAAGUACAUCUCGGAAAAGGAAGGGGUUUGGGUUGCGACUCGGACUCAAAUAGCAGAGUCUUUCAGAGAACAGUUUCCUUACAAGAAGGGCCAGCUCGCGUAG
Alternaria burnsii is the source of this 990-nucleotide messenger RNA. Its product is annotated as carbohydrate esterase family 4 protein. Lineage: Eukaryota; Fungi; Ascomycota; Dothideomycetes; Pleosporales; Pleosporaceae. The transcript has 2 exons. Bases 1 to 990 code for a protein of 329 amino acids. Gene Ontology annotation, biological process: carbohydrate metabolic process. Gene Ontology annotation, molecular function: hydrolase activity, acting on carbon-nitrogen (but not peptide) bonds. The record is from RefSeq and is a predicted model, not a curated record.